Molecule: messenger RNA, 1014 nt
Organism: Chelonoidis abingdonii (Abingdon island giant tortoise)
Lineage: Eukaryota; Metazoa; Chordata; Testudines; Testudinidae
Source: RefSeq, a predicted model, not a curated record
AUGAGCGGCGGCUUCGGGCGGACAUGGCGGCAGCGCUGUGUGGCGGUGCGGCGGGGCCGGUGCUGGUGGUGGCAUGCUGGCGGCCGGGCGCUGGCCCGCAGCCCGGCCCGGGCCCUGAUCGAGGGCGGCUGUACUGCGGGCCGGCAGGUGUGCUACGACGCUGGGGUGAGCCGGGCCGCGGGCAAGGCCGAGAUCGCCCGCGCCUACCGGCAGCUCGCCCGCCAGUACCAUCCGGACCGGCACCGCGGGGAGCCGGCCGGGCCCGGCGGGGAGACCCUGCAGACGGCGCACGAGAAGUUCCUGCUCAUCGCCACCGCCUACGAGACCCUCAAGGAUGAAGAAACACGUAAAGAUUAUGAUUACAUGUUGGAUCAUCCUGAAGAGUAUUACAGCCAUUAUUAUCACUACUACAGCAGGAGAUUGGCACCUAAAGUGGACGUCAGGAUAGUGAUUCUAGUCACUGUAUGUGCUAUCUCUGUGUUUCAGUUCUUCAGCUGGUGGAGUAGCUACAAUGAGGCCAUCAACUACCUAGCUACAGUGCCAAAAUAUCGUAUACAAGCGUCUGAGAUUGCCAAGCAACAGGGCCUACUGAAUAGGGCUAAAGAAAAAGGCAAAAACAGACGGUCUAAGGAAGAAAUCCGUGAGGAAGAGGAAGAAAUAAUCAAAGACAUUAUCAAAAAUAAAAUAGAUAUAAAAGGUGGCUAUCAGAAGCCUAAAAUAUAUGAUAUCCUUCUAUUCCAAAUCCUCUUAGCUCCUUUUUACUUAUGCAAGUAUAUAGCUUGGUAUUGUUGGUGGAUUUAUUGUUUUAAUAUUAAAGGGCGAGAAUAUGGUGAGGAAGAGAAGCUGUAUAUCAUACGCAGGUACAUGAAAAUGUCGCAGUCUCAGUUUGACAGUCUGGAAGAUAAUCAGAAAGAGACGUUCCUGGAACGGCAGCUAUGGAUAAGAGAGAACUAUGAGGUGUACAAGCAAGAAGAAGAGGAAUCUCAAACCGGGAGAGAAAAAAAAAAAACAUGA